GUGCACCGGAUGCACUUGCCCUGAUAUUGCACGAGCCAGCACUCGCAAUGCUUAUGAGUAUUAAUAUAAUCGUUUUUGUUUUACCAGAAAAGUACUCCUCUCAGUGUAUCAGAAGUGUUUAAUCAAAUCUUCCGCAUCCAAACCGUGAAUAUUGUCACCAUCACCGUCGACCAUUGAAUCAAUCGCUUGAGCUUUAUAUGCAUAUUAUGGGGCCAGAAGCUCUACAGCGCCGUGCACUUACCAGAAGACCUCUUGCACAGAGAGGAAGUGGUAGUAACUGAAAUACUACACUCACAGAACAGACAUCCGGGCCUCACGGCCACCCACCAACCCCCCUUCAAGGCACAACCGCAACAAUGAGCCUCCACUUCCUCGGUAUCCGCGACUUCCCCAUCCUUCACCAGCAACUGCGCUCCCCCACCACCCAAGCCCUCCAUUCCCGAGACGCAACUGAGGAUAUCACCCACGACAGCAAAGACGUGCUCAUCCAGCGUCUCCUCGACCUAGCCACGCACCUGCAAUCGCAGGACCUGCGCGAUGGUGAUGUCUCCCUCCUCCACCGCGAUGCAGACAGCAUGGAACGUACUCUGCGGCAAUCGCCCGUCCUACGGCAACAGUCGAGUUUCCAGUCGUUUACGAGCGUGGGGAGCGGUGUUAGCAGGGGAGGGGAGGAUGAGCGUUUUUGGCAGCCGCUGUCGCCAAGCAUGAAGAGUCCGGGUAGGAUGUUCGGGGUGUCGAGGGCGCCGUCAAGGGCUGGGCCUGUGGGUGGACUAUCGGCGACAAAGUCGGCGUUGUUGGCGGAGGAGGCGGAAGCGCUGCUGGUUCAGCUUACGAAGACGGUGUCGGAGCUGAAGGAGAGGCGGGAGGAGUCGGAGCAUAUCCACGAUCUUCUCGUCGUGCGGGCUGAAAAAGCAGCACAGCGAGUGAUAGAACUUGAGGAUCACGUGUCGGAGUUAGAUGCAGACUAUGAGAGCACGGAAUUGGAGCUGAACUUUUUGCGUGUCCAGCUGCGCGCGCUCGAAGUUCAGGGGCUAGACUAUGUGCAGUUUAAUGAUGACGAGGAGUUGACGCAGAGCAUCAUCAAUUGGAAGCAGCAGUGGGCGGAUGUGGAGCAGCGCACGAAGGCAAGGCGGCGGAAGAUUAAGUCUGAGACGUCGAAGACAUCAACGGGAACAGGGACGCUAACGCCGACACCGACGCCGAUGCCGACGAUUGGAAGCCAGGGAGGGCUGGGACUGUCUUUAUAGGCGUGGUAGGAGUGAUGUACAUGCUUGUUGGAUCAUUGGGGGGGGCUGCAUUGUACAAUAUUUUAAGGCGGUACCCUGGAGAAUUUCAGGAUGAUGGACGACCAGCGUAU
This is a messenger RNA of Pseudogymnoascus verrucosus, 1357 nucleotides long. RefSeq lists its product as uncharacterized. The transcript has 3 exons. Bases 357 to 1247 code for a protein of 296 amino acids. The record is from RefSeq and is a predicted model, not a curated record. NCBI's taxonomy places the organism in Eukaryota, Fungi, Ascomycota, Leotiomycetes, Thelebolales, Thelebolaceae.